Molecule: messenger RNA, 3416 nt
Organism: Chelonoidis abingdonii (Abingdon island giant tortoise)
Lineage: Eukaryota; Metazoa; Chordata; Testudines; Testudinidae
Source: RefSeq, a predicted model, not a curated record
AGGCAUGCUAUGGAGUGGACAGAUACAGAGCACCAUAAAGGGUAGUUGCCUGAGAAUCAAGCAGCUCUUCUUUGAACCUGCUGCAGUUUAUCAACAACACCUUGACUUGUGGAUAACAGAACUGGACACAGUAUUCCAGCAGCACUCACACCAGUGCCAACUACAGAGGGCCAGCUGCACAACAGUAACACUGUGCUAUGCUUCGAGAUGUCAUGGGAAAAACCUUUCGACUUCUGGGGUAUACCAUUCAAUAUGGCUGCAUAGCACACUGUGCCUUUGAGUACCUUGGAGGAAUUGUUGUGUGUUCUGGACCUUCAAUGGAACCAACCAUUCAAAAUUCUGACAUUGUCUUUUCGGAGAAUCUUAGCCGCCAUUUUUAUUGCAUUCAGAAAGGUGAUAUUGUAAUUGCAAAAAGCCCAAAUGACCCAAAAUCAAAUAUCUGUAAAAGAGUAAUUGGCUUGGAAGGAGACAAAGUCUGUAUAAGCAGUCCUUCAGAUUUCCGUAAGAGUCACAGUUAUAAUAUUCUUCUUGGAGGGCAGUCCAAAGCCUGGGCUCAGAGCAAAGAUUUGGUCUGCCUUCAGUUGCUAUGGAGACAGGAACACUCAUUGACGUGGAAGGUUUAUAAAGAAAAUUCACAGAGAUGGGAAUUCCACAAUGAUCUUGACUACAAAGCAAUCGUAACAGUAGUGGAAUGUUCGAAGACUUUCUGAACUUAGCAAAUGAGCCCAAAAAGUUAUAAAAAGACUUAUUAAUAUGCUUUUCAGUAUUUUAAAGACUCCCUUAUUCUGGUCUGACUUCCAUCUCAACAAGAAUCCAGUUGAGACAGCUCUAAGUUUGUGCAACUUCCUUCCAAUAUGUAGAGCUAUCACUUUUCUGCACAUAAAUACCAAGUAAAAGAGAGAGGUUGGCCAGUUUUUUAAAAGUUUGCCUCCAAAAUUGCACCAGCAAGUUUUUCCCCAUACAAGCAAAACAUGAUUGGAAUAUGCAAAUAGGUAUUUGCCUGGGGAAAAAAAAGAGGUGGGGGGAGCUGUGUGUGAAUUCAGUUUGCUCGUACAAAGGGACAUGUAAUAAUAAAACAAAUGAACGUGGGCUUGUAGUAUACAAAUAUUUGCUCAUAAAAAACUUUAUAGGUCCAUUGUCAGUGUUUGAUUUAAAAUUUGGCCCAUUCAAGCCACUUGUGGAAAAGAUCACAGAAAAAUGGUUCUGGAGCAAUUAAGGAUCCUGACUUUAAAAUGCUGUUCUGUCUGAAAAGUUGACUUGUAAAAAUGGCAUUGUGGGUUUUCAUAAUCAUUAUGUCUCACUUAUUUCCUCUAGAAAUGUGCACAGUUUUCAAGUAAAAAGAUGGUCUUGGUUUUGUUUGUUUUGUUUUUUCUAAUUUCCUACCUCCUCACAAAUCCACCCAGGUCUCUAGCAGUCGAGCUGGAUUAUUUCCAUAUUGUUCACUUUUACCCAGCAAUUGAGGUUUUUCAGGCCGAAGUGUUCCUUCAGCUACACCUGUCUUCAGAUUAUGCCUUCAGUGACACCUGUACAACCCCAUUAGCUUUCAGGGGGGAUAAAUUAAGGUUGAUCAGUAAGGGAUUUUUAGAUUGCUGAGAGUUCUAGAUCUUUAUAUAGUUUAUUAGUGCAUGCUACAUGGAAUUUAUUAAAAUCAACAAUGGAGAAAACAAAGUUUACAGUAAAUAGUAAAUUAAUUAUCUUGACAUAAUUUAUUGUAAUAACUUUCCAGCAUCACCUUUAAUCUAGAAAAAUGCUGCAACUGAAAUCCUUGCUGGACGUUAUGCAUAAGCAGUGAGAUGUACCAAUAAAUCAAAGUGCACUCUGAUCCAGAUCCUCAAGGUCUUUAGGUGCCUAAUUCUCACUGAGGAUCUGGGCCUCCAUGAUUUAACAUUGUUUCCUUUGAAGGUCAUAUGAUGUAACAUGGAAUUUUAGUAUUAAAAUCUAAAGAUAGGUCAAGCCUUACAAUCUUAGUUCUUCUGCCUAAACAAUCAGAUGACUCACAUUUUGGGAAAUUAAUUCACAAUAUGAGUAAGUAUUUAACCACAACUAAUUUCUAAAAUAAAAAGAUACUAUUGUUGCACCAUUGUCACUGUUCCUUAUUAUAAUAAAACAGAUCAGGGUCACAGAAGUGUGUUCAAAUAAAUACCCAUUUUAUCGUGGGUUAGGAAUGGUAUAUUUUAUUCAUAAGCAGCUAUUGCAGUAAAACCACUCAAUAUGUCAAAUAAACUGAAUAAUAUAUUCAAAAAUACAUAUGAAUUUAAUUCAAAAUGGGUGCUGUUCUAUAUCUUAAAAUAUAAUAUUUCAAAUAAUUUAUAUCUGCAAUAAUGUUCAGUCACUCACUAAAUCUUCAGUUUCCGGUUCUCAUAUAACAUUACCUGAAGAGAACCAACUGAAUUAAUACUUAUAAUUAUUGAUAUCAGAUCUACUAUUCAUUGACUUCUCAUGCACUUGUUACUACUGUGAGGAUUUUUCCAGUGCAGAAGGAAAAGGAUAACAUGAAUGUAGAGACUAAAACUGAUUUCCAAAAUAUUGGGUUCUGGUUCUUUUAAGUAGAUUUAUGUCAUUUUAGGCCAGUUGGCAGCUUUAAGGUGAACAACCUUUAUUGUAAACCCAGAAGAAUGAUGAAUGCAAUUAGGUGAUAAACAGUGUAUGAAUAGGGUAUGCCCAUUAAGCUAUUUGAUACCAACUUUGUUAGAUAUAUGCUGCAGGUUAUAGGAUAAUUAAUUUAUUUUUUCUUAAUCCUUUUUCAUUUGUGAGACAUGAAGUAUGCAGCACUAAAACAGAACUGUUGAUCUUUUAGAUCUUGUGCUUUUCCUUAAUUAGAUGCAAUUUACUUAAUCAAAUAAAUAAAUUUUAUUAGUACUUAGUAAAUGUGUCAUUUGAUAUUGUAGGUUCUUUCAUCAUAUUUCACUUUAAUCAAGAAAGUUAACACCUGUGGUUUAUUCACAAAAGCUUUUUUUGUUAAAUGAACACCCACAGGCAAUGAAGCAAUUACAUUUGUUGCUUGUACCAAAGUAGGAGGCACUUAAAUAGACCUCAGUAGGGAUAGAUGAGAACUUAGAGACUUUAUUCUUUUGUCCAGCACUGAGAUUAGCUCUUAUCAUAGCUCAAGAAGGAAGCCUCUGAACUGAAAAGAAAAAAUGGGAAUGAUUUAGGGUUCUUUUUAAAUUUAAAACUUUGAUAUUGCUCAAGGUGAUUAGAAUACCUGUGACCUUAGUGAAAGUUCAGCCUUUGAAAAGCACAGGCUAUUGUAGAAUUCUGAAAGAAGAGACCACAAGACCAUGAGUGUAUAAUUCUCUGUGCUUUUUAUUUUAGAAAAAAAUAUAGCUACUUAAUUAUUGCUGCAUAUUUACAUGCAUUUAAAAAUGAUAGAGAAAAUCCACUAAGGCAGUAAAUGUUAUUUUUUAAAAUUCUUUUGA